AUGACUGACAGCACCAGUACCGUGGUGAUGAGUGCACUGUUGGAAGACCUUGACCCUUUCAGCACCGGCUCCAGCAUCCUGCAGGGGGCGUCGCCUCCAGCACAUAAAGGCUCCGCGCCCUUUGCCGCUCGAAGAAAAAAGAACGGGUGGGGCCUGGCGGGUGAGCUGAACGACGCAGCACGCGGGAGGCAGGGCCACGGUCAGCGUGCGGAGUGGACCUGCGGGAGCGAGCGCGAGCGGCUGCUUCGGGGGUCCACCGCGGCGGCAGCAGCAACUAGAGCGAUGUUGCUGGCGGCGCGGGCCGAGUACCUCGCGCCCUGGUGGACAUCCUGGCUGCACGGGCUCCCCCAUUUGAGUCUGAGCCUGCAACCUGUGCCCAAUGCCUUUCGCCCGAGGGACAACGACUACCAGCAGUCCUUGAUCCUCUUGGCCCUGACUGGAGUUCUCUUCUUGGGUCUCAACCUGGUUUUCCUUGGCAUCUAUCUCAUCUGCCUAUCUUGCUGCAAGAGGGAGGAAGAGUCGGAGACUAAGAAGCCCAAUUCUUGUUGUAUCACUUGGACUGCUGUGACAGCUGCUCUCAUCUGCUGCGUGGCUGUUGGCAUUGGGUUUUACGGCAACAGUGAAACCAACGAUGGGAUUUAUCAACUGAUCUACGCCCUUGAUAAUGCUAAUCAUACCCUUUCAGGUGUUGAUUCUCUGGUCUCAGGCACCACUGCACAGAUGAAAAUAGUUCUGGAGCAGCACCUGGCCCGCCUGAAUGAGAUCUUUGCAACCCACAGUGAAUAUGUGCAAACACUCAAAUUCCUACAGCAGAUGGCAGACAAUAUUGUGCUGCAACUGUCAGGGCUCCCUGUCUGGGGUGAUGUCACUAUAGACUUGUCCAUGAUUGCCCAUGAAGUCAGCUAUGUAGAAUAUUACAGAUGGCUCUCUUACCUCUUGCUGUUCAUUCUGGACUUGGUGAUCUGCCUUAUUGCCUGCCUGGGGCUUGCUAAGCACUCCAGAUGUCUGCUUAUUGCGAUGCUGUGCUGUGGGCUUUUCACAGUUUGUCUCAGCUGGACUUCCUUUGCAGCAGAUGUUUCAGCAGCAGUGGGUACCAGUGACUUUUGUGUGUCCCCAGAUAAGUUCAUUGUGAAUAUGACGAAAAGUGACCUCAGUGCAGAAAUCGUACAGUACUACCUGUACUGUAGACAAAGUCUGGCCAACCCCUUUCAACAGACCCUGACUAUUUACCAGCGCUCUCUCACAACUAUGCAGAUCCAGAUUCAGGGUCUCAUGCAGUUUGCAGUGGCUUUUUUCCCUACAGCCAAAAAAGACCUGCUUGAUGUACAGAAGUUACUGAACUACUCUGAAAAUAGUCUCCACCAGCUGACUGCCAUGUUGGACUGCAGGGGCCUUCACAAGGAUUACCUGGAUGCCUUGACUGGGAUCUGCUACGAUGGGGUGGAAGGCUUGCUCUACCUCACCCUCUUCUCUCUGUUGGCUGCUGUAUCCUUCUCCACCAUCAUAUGUGCCAUGCCUCAAGCCUGGAAGCAUUUAGCUAGCAGGGAUCGGGAUUAUGAUGACAUAGAUGAAGAAGACCCCUUCAACCCACAGGCCCGACGUAUUGCUGCCCACAAUCCCACCCGUGGGCAACUCCGUAGUUUCUGUAGCUACAGUAGCAGCCUGGGCAGUCAGACAAGCCUUCAGCCUCCUGCCCAGACCAUCUCCAAUGCACCAGUGUCUGAGUACAUGAACCAAGCUGUGCUCUUUGGUGGGAAUCCACGGUAUGAAAACGUCCCCCUGAUUGGAAGAGGAUCACCUCCACCCACGUAUUCUCCAAGUAUGCGAGCCACCUAUCUUUCGGUUAAUGAUGAUUACCGGCGACAACCUAGCAACGAAUUUCCAGCCUAACACUCAAAUUGUAGAGAAGAAACCACCCACAAUGCUCUAGUGAAACCCAAUAAUAACUGAAGGCACAUGGACUGCUGGGAAUAAGAUUGCCUCCCUAGCAAAAUGGUCAGGUGUUCAAAAAUGUUCAAAACAGAAAUCAAUCCUCUGAAGAAAAUUCCUGCUGGCAAUCCAGGUACUCUUCAAGGAUUAUCCUGUGUGCUUGACUGGCAGCUUCUUUCAAUAGUCUUCCUCUGUUGCAGACUCAGGAUGGUACCCAGGGCCUCCAUCCAAAGAGCCAACUGAUCAGAAGUCUUCUCCUUGAUUUCCUGCUCAUUUCCUGUCAGUAAUGCAGUGGCCUCCCCAACUUUUGUUGGUAUUUUAUUGGGGAAGCAGGAUGAUGUGAAAUUAGGAUUUGGCCUGUCAUGGGUUUGCAGUUAGGCUAUGAGUUCCUGUUUCCUUUUCUUCUGUGCCAACUUUGGGGCAAUUUUGUCCAUCCUUGAUGGGGUGGUUCAGUCUUCCUUGCUAUUUUAUUAGGGCAGAUAACAAGACCAGUACACUGUACAAGUAAAGUGAACACUGACACCUGGUAUACAAUGAUAACCUCAGAGAAAUGGGGAAGGGGCUUGCCAUGAAAGAAGAUGCUCCUCACUUCUGAAUCACAUGCAAUACUGACAAGAGUGAAUUUUUGGUGUCCUCUGAAGAGGCCUCUGCACAGAACCUUUUCUUGGCUUGGUACUGUAUCAUCCAUCAUUCGUUUUGAUAGAACCUGUUUGAUAUUUUAUGAUACGAAAUCCAUGCACAAUAUUCCCACUUGUCACUCACUCUUUUGCACCAAGAACUGACAUUAACUUCACCAACUCUUGUUACGGUGGCCUCAGGUAUUAUUUAGAACAACUUUUUUGUUUUAUUAUGUACUUUUUUUGGUUUGUCUGUUUUUUAGUCAGUGUUUUAUAUCAGCUAUCCAAAGGACAUAUUUUUUGUAUGUGUGUUUUUUAUAGGUUUCUGUUAUUAAGGAUUACAUCUUUUUUAUAUACUUUGCAAGCCAACUUGUUUUUUGCACUAAUUUUUUUUCCCAAAAGGGGGAAUGAAGGCAAAAGCAAAAUUAACCUUCCAAGAUAGUGUAUUUGUAUGGCAAAUGCUGACAUAUUCAAGAAUACAUUUUUCUUACUAUGUUGAGGAAUCAAAAAUACCAGGGAACAUUGGAUUGGACUGGGUUGGUGACACUUAUAUGCAAGUAAUGUUGAAAAGGUGACAGUACAGGUUCUCCUGAGCAAUGCCUUGCUUUUUCCAUCCACAAGAGGACUGUAGUAACAGUAAAUCAGGAACUGUGCAUCACUGCCAUGGUUACUUGCACAAGUUUGGCUCUUGGUACAGACAACAGGGCCAGUCCUACCAUUGGGCAGAGCGAGGCAAGUUUCAGGUUCCCCAAACCAAGACUAAAGGGAAAUUCUCAACUUCACCCAGCUUGCUAGGCCUGAACUCAUCAGAAGUCUUUCAGACACUCAAAUCUAAUUUGAUAAUUGUUGCAAACUAGACUGAACCCAGACUAAGCAAUCAGUUGCCCUCUGUCACUGUGAGGGUAUAGUUUCCUUCCCUUCAUAGCCACUACAUUUAAAACCCACUGCUGCUCUUUCUGCUUUUCACCCUGCACUUCACAGCCUUGAAGUAGAACAGUUGUUGACAUAACUGACAUAUCUGCCCUGAGAACUGCUGUCUCUCAUUUUAUCUUAGCCACUGGGAGAUGAGCGAUGACAAAGUGUGGGAGGAUAAAGCAGUGCCAUGCAGCCUGUCCUUUGCUUCAGCAGCCAUGUCCGAUUACCAGUGUUAAGAUUCCUGUUCUAGUCCAGUCAUCAUCUAUAUGAGUGAUCACAGGCAGGAGGUACUUUCAUGUCAUUUCCUCAGGUAGCAAAGAUCUUGUGGGCUUUUCUGAAACAGAAUCUGGUGCUUGUCAUCUACUAUUAGAGAGAGAAAGUAAAAGAA
This is a messenger RNA of Candoia aspera, 3849 nucleotides long. It is a transcript of the gene TTYH2, whose product is annotated as tweety family member 2. Gene Ontology annotation, cellular component: plasma membrane. The coding region runs from base 1 to 1890 and encodes 629 amino acids. The transcript is spliced from 15 exons. The record is from RefSeq and is a predicted model, not a curated record. NCBI's taxonomy places the organism in Eukaryota, Metazoa, Chordata, Lepidosauria, Squamata, Candoiidae. Gene Ontology annotation, molecular function: volume-sensitive chloride channel activity; intracellularly calcium-gated chloride channel activity.